Messenger RNA from Varanus komodoensis (Komodo dragon), 1164 nucleotides. It is a transcript of the gene IRAK1BP1, whose product is annotated as interleukin 1 receptor associated kinase 1 binding protein 1. Lineage: Eukaryota; Metazoa; Chordata; Lepidosauria; Squamata; Varanidae. Gene Ontology annotation, biological process: immune response; canonical NF-kappaB signal transduction. Bases 1 to 1059 code for a protein of 352 amino acids. The transcript is spliced from 4 exons. The record is from RefSeq and is a predicted model, not a curated record.
AUGGCAGCCUUGGAGGCAAAAGGCAAGCCAGCGUUUACAGCAAACGCAAACAGCAACCAGAUUCAUCCAUCACCGUCGGGCACUGGGAAUGCGAGCUACAUCCGGCUCUGCGAAAGACGGGACACAGGCUCCCAGCCCCAAAGCCGCCAGCCAGCCAGCCCACGUGAUUCUCUCGCUCGGAAAACCACAUUGCCCAUAAUUCCGUGGAAGAGAAAGGCGGGGGCGCGCCGCUCGUUGCUAUGGAGCCCAACGUUCCUUCUCACGCUCGGCGGGAUGCCGUUCUCUCCGGCUCGGGUGUUUGCAGAGUCCGUGCCUGCGCUUCUUGGGCCGGACAGCCGGGAGAAUGAGCCGCCAAGAGACGCGGGGGAAGGAGCGGGCGGAGGAACACCCGGCUUUCUGUUAUCGCCCGGUAGGGAGGUGCAUGUGAGCGGCAGCGCGGAGCUCAGCGCCCCGCCGGACCGGGCGAAAGUCACGGUGCACUUGCGAAGCAGGAAAGCGGAGGCCAGCGCGGCGCGGAGCAGCGUGACGCGGAGGCUGGACUACAUCGCCCAGGCCGCCCGGCAGCGCGGAGGUCUCUUGGAGAACAAUGUAACUGUGACAAAAAACUUCAGUAGAAUAGACAAUGCUUAUAAAAUGGAAGCAGAGGUCUGCAUUACAUUCAGUAAUUUUGAGAAAAUGCAAGAUGUUUGUAACUUUCUUGUUGAGAAGCUGGAUAGUUCCGUCAUCAUCAGCCCAGCUCACUUUUACCAUACUAUGGAGACUUUAGAUGCCCUUCGGCGGCAGGUAUGUCUUGCUGCUGUUGGGAGCGCCCGACAAAAAGCUCAAGAUGUCUGCCAAUUGUUUGGCCAGUCCUUGGGGAAGCCUUUACUAGUAAGAGAAGAGGAAGUAAAGGAGUGGGAAGGCCAUCAUGAAAAUCACAUAACCAACUGUUCAGAUUCACUGAGUUUGCAACAGAGACUCCAAAAUGCCACUGUCUAUGUUUCCUCAAGGAUAUUUGCUGUGUUUGAAAUAAAGGGGGAAAGGAAGAGGAAAAAAACAGCUCUUCUAAAUGUGAACUGAUCCCCCCCCCCCCCGAAUUAAGUUUGAUUACCUCCGGGAAGAAAGGUAUUCAAGACAUUCAACCUGAUUUACCAUGAUAAGAAAAUUAAAGUGACCAUGAUAUUA